Oncorhynchus keta (chum salmon) is the source of this 597-nucleotide messenger RNA. RefSeq names its product somatostatin-1-like. Gene Ontology annotation, molecular function: hormone activity. Gene Ontology annotation, biological process: regulation of cell migration. Gene Ontology annotation, cellular component: extracellular region. The transcript is spliced from 2 exons. Bases 106 to 438 code for a protein of 110 amino acids. NCBI's taxonomy places the organism in Eukaryota, Metazoa, Chordata, Actinopteri, Salmoniformes, Salmonidae. The record is from RefSeq and is a predicted model, not a curated record.
CGACAGAAAAAAAACACAGCAAAGUUUAACUCCCUUAAUGAACCAGAAAAUCAAGUUAUUUCUGGAUGUGCAUUACAUUUGGCUGGCUAACUCAUUGAUCCAGCUAUGCAGUAUACCACUAUGUUUCACAGAGUGAACCAACACACACACUCAAAGAACAAAAUACGUGCACGAUACCACAGGUGCGAGAUCUAUGGCUUGUCCCACAACAAAAAAGGACGCAUGUUUGAACCAGGUAUAAACAGGGACCUCUCACACAUCCUCCUGCUGAAGAUGUUGGACCUGAUGGCCACAGCCGCGGGAGGGAACGAGGUACUACCGGACCUGGAGGAGGCACUCGGGGUGAGGUCGGAGGUGGUGCGCCAGCUACCCCUCAACCAACGUGAACGCAAGGCAGGAUGCCGGAACUUCUAUUGGAAGACCUUCACAUCAUGUUAGCCCGCCUCCUCACCAUCACCAAGCAGCCCCUCUUCUUCCUGUUGGAUCAUUUAAAGACCUAUUUCUUACAAUGUCACACAUGUACUGUAAAAUGAUAGAUAUUUAAUGUUUUGCAUUGAUUAAGGUCUGGAAAAAAUCAAAUAAACUUAUUGUAAUGUU